Naegleria lovaniensis is the source of this 3927-nucleotide messenger RNA. RefSeq lists its product as uncharacterized. Gene Ontology annotation, cellular component: cytoplasm. NCBI's taxonomy places the organism in Eukaryota, Heterolobosea, Eutetramitea, Acrasida, Naegleriidae. Gene Ontology annotation, molecular function: ATP binding; protein serine/threonine kinase activity. The record is from RefSeq and is a predicted model, not a curated record. Gene Ontology annotation, biological process: peptidyl-serine phosphorylation; autophagy. The transcript has 3 exons. The coding region runs from base 1 to 3927 and encodes 1308 amino acids.
AUGCCUCCAAAAUUUGAACCUCCUGAUUGUGAAGGCUUUUUGCACCACGAUGAAGAAGAUGAUUUUGAUUUUGAAAUUGUAGAUUUUGAAACAACAGCCUCAUCCGAUGCAGAUAAAACAACAACCCAAAAGAAUUAUAAUUCCAAAGCAUCGCCAAACUCAAGAACUCCACCUAACAAAUCUAGGCUCACCAAACCUUCUAAUUAUCAUUCUCCAUUAUCAUCAGGGUCUGCUUUUAAUUUUAGUGGAGAAGGUGAGGAAGAAGAACGUUUUAAUUUAAUUGAUUAUUUGGAUCCAACACCUCGCCCUCUAGAGUCAUUCACGCAUCAUCACCAUGACUCUCCUUUGUAUCAUAUGCAUCAGGUUGAAGAUGAUGAUGAUUUUGCAGAUGAGAGAUCCCCACCAUUACAAUCAUCAAAUCGAAGGUCUUACACCCGACCCAUCCCUUCAUCGUCAUGCACAAAACAUCAAUCUAAAAGCUUUAAAAGAGAAAACAAUUUUAUUGAGAAUAGUAGUGAUAGCGAUGAUGAUGAAAAUCUUCCCGCAUCGUCACGAUUUUAUCAACAUGCUUCCCAACCAUUGAGACAUCAUAGAGCCAACCACAGGGCCAACCAUAGAAGAACUUCAUCAGCAGAUUUUGAGUCAAAUUCUCAUUUUUCAAGCAUCAACAUUAGUAUCAGUAAUAAUUCAUCACCUGUAACGAGCAAUGGAAAACAUCAUCAUAGAAACAAUAGCGAUAGUUACUUUUCUCAAGGUUGUAAUCAUUCUCACAUUUACAACUUAACUCCAAUUAGUUCAAGCCAUCAUGAGGAACCUCAUAUUUUUGAAAUUUAUUCUCAUUCUCUUCCUUCCACCUCUUUCAUUCAAAUUUUGAAUGAUCGUGCUUCAUGUGACAACAACAGAAGCUCUUCCCUUAAUAACAAUGGACCUGUUAAUCACAUUUCCAUCAGCACUGCCUCAAGUUUUCCGUCUCCAGCAGAAACUAGAAGAGGAAGAGGUCAUAAAAGGGUCUCUUCAGCAUCAAGCUUGUAUUUCACAUCUGCGGAUACACACCCUGAGCAACAUUCUGUUACCACACCCUCUGCUAAUAAUUCAGAACACAUACCGUAUACGAUAGAAGAGGUUGACGAUGAAACUAAAAAAGUUCCAGAUAUUCAUAUCACCUCAAAUGGAGAAGAAACAAACAUUAGACGAGGAUUUAGAAACAUGACUCCUCAAAGUAUUGAAACUAAGCAAGAGAGAAAUGUCAUUGCAAUUUUGUCAACAAGCCCAAAUGAAACACCAAACACACAUACCACUUUAUCCUCUAGAAGAUCUUCAAUAACAGGUGGUCAAAGGACAUCAGUCGUCGUUCAAAUGAUUAAAGUGAAGUGGAAUGAACCAGAAAUACAACCAGAAAAGAGAUUAUCUGAAAUAUAUACACAACGAAAAAAUAAUGGAAGAAGGCGAUCAAAAGCUUCUAACUCGAUUUCAAUUAGUGCAAAACAUAAAAGAGCAAAGACUCAACUGAAAAAGCGUUAUGUGGACAUUUGCACGCAAACUGAUGAUGCUGAUGGUCAACCUUUAGAAAAAGUUCAAGAACAAACUCCAAAAACAGAAAUUACUUAUAGUUCAGAUAAUGAAGAAACAUCUGGAGAAAUUACAGAUACAGAACAUAGUAGCACAACCUCAAACGAAGAAAAGAUACCUCAAGAUAUUACGCUUCAAGAGGAUGAUUUUACACUUCAGCCUUCUCAGCAAGAUGGAGAAGACAUAUCAUCAAUAACUUUUCCAAUGACAUUUGUUGUCACAAAAACCUAUAACAAUAGCCAUAGUAAUUCACAUUCACCAUCAACACCAUUGACGUCAAGAUCAACUGUGAUACAAAUUCCAAGUUUAACAGUAGAUACUUUCAAUCCAGAGCAAUACUUUAGCGAUUAUACCUAUACGGACAAUCAUGAAGAAAACAAGGUAUCAUUAUUGGAAUGGUUUGAAAAGAAUGUUGACGAUUCUAAAGAUGCUCUCAACGAUGUCAAACGCAAAAUUUUGGAUCAAAAAACUGGCCAAAAUUAUGAAGGUCAGAUUGAUGUAAAUGCCUUAAUUUUGAAAUAUAGAGAUAUGGAGGGAGAAUUGAUUACCAUCAGAUCUACAGAAGAGUUGAAAACAGCAAUUCAAGAUUACCUUACAGCAAAGAAGACUAAGGCUAGUGGUGUAAAGAUUGAAGAUAUUAGCGAAGGCGAACAAAAUGAACCAGCGUUUGAGUUAGAGGCUCAUGUAGAUGAAUCACAACUUGAUAAUGAUGACGUAGAUUCUGAAGCCAGUUCGUUAUCAAUAUCCAUUCUUGGUCAGGACUUGGAGCCAUUUGUAAUGUUGGCGACCAACUUUGCAAACGAGAGAAUGAAUAUUUUUGUAGAAACUCAAUCGCCGCUCGUAAUUGUUCAACAGAUACAGCCAUCUCAUAGCAGCAAUCAUGGCAUGUAUUUUGUGUCACCUCCACAUACCUAUGGACAAAAUUCUCAUCAUAACUUCCAUCACUAUAACGAUAACAACCACCAUCACCAUCAUCAUCACUCCAUAUCACCUCCCUACCAUUCCUAUCACCCUCACACUCACAGCCUAAAGAAAUCAGGUUUGCACAAAAGCUUCUCUGAAGAUGAUAUUUUCAAACAACCUGAAAAGAAGAUCACAACACAUGAAGAAUAUCAAAUUAAGGAUGAAAGAUCAAGUCAAACACCAACCAGUAUAAUGUCUACUCAUGAGCAGCAGAAAGCACUUUGGUAUAGAGAUAUUUAUCAUUUUAGUUCAUUAUAUUGUCCAACAUUCGAAGAGCAAAAACAUUUAUUUGAUACAACACAAAUAGGAAAAGAACUUGGAAAAGGAGGUUUUUCAGUGGUUUAUAGCGCCAUUCAUAUCAUCACGGGUCAAAAUUUUGCUCUUAAGAUUUGCUACUUGGAAAAACUUAAACACAUGUACAAGAGUGAAAAAUCUGAUGUUGUAUUUGCCCGUAUUGUGAAUGAAAUUAAGAUUUUAGAAGAUAUUGGAGAUCAUCCUAAUAUUGUGAAAUUUAUUGCAAGUGAUUUAUUCAAAUUUACAAGACUUUGCGAUGAAGAUCGUGACAAGUACAACAACGGAAGUAUUUCUAUGAUCAUGGAGCUCGUGCAUGGUGAUACACUACAUAAGGUUGUUCGAGAUAGUGCGAUUGGAAGAUUACACGAAAAUAUUGUGAGAAUUUACGCCAAACAAAUUGUGGAAGCUCUUGCAUAUUUGCAUGGAAAAGAUAUUAUUCACGGAGACAUUUCUCCCUCAAACAUUAUGAUUGAUCGUUGGGGAAUUCCCAAGCUGAUUGACUUUGGGCUUUCACGAAAGAUAAAUUCGCCUCAAAUUGGAGAAAAGACUAUUACCGGAACGUGUAUGUAUAUAGCGCCCGAAGUCAUGUCGCAACUUCAGAGCAGUACUGCCUCAGACAUUUUCUCGUUUGGUUGCAUUGUUUUAGAAGCAUUAACUGGAAGAAGACCUUAUCCUGAGCUAGAAUCACUUCAAGAGCCCUUGCAGGUAUUUUUCCACAUUCUCAAGAACCAAAAAUCGCCAGAAAUAACAGAAUCAGAAGCUUCCACAUAUUCAAUAUCCAAAGAAGCGUUAGAUUUUCUGUCCAAAUGUCUCUGCUGGAACCCAACAGAUCGAUCCACUGCAAAGCAAUUAUUACAACAUCCAUUUUUAAUUCCAAUGACACGAGAAGAGGUGAAAAGGUCUCUAUUGACUACCAACUUUAAAAUACAAGAACAAACUCAAAUUGAUGCAAAACUUACUGGAACAACCACAAAUGCUACUUCAAAAGGAGCAGUGGUCUCAAAUGAAUCUGAAGACUUUUCAACGGAUUCUGAUGAAGAUGUUGACGACGACGAGGACUUGUUUGAUGAUGACGAGGAUGAUCAUGAGGAAAGUUCUUAG